CUUAUUACUCUUUCUUGGUUUUGAUGAUUCUCUUGUUAGGUACUUUCAAACUCUCACUGCAGUUCUCAGAAGAUUAUCCUAAUAAGCCGCCAAAAGUUCGUUUUGUGUCACGGAUGUUCCAUCCAAAUAUUUAUGCAGAUGGGCGUAUAUGCUUGGACAUUCUGCAAAACCAGGACUGGAGCCCUGUAUAUGAUGUUGGUGCUAUACUUAUCUCUAUCCAGUCGUUGCUCUGUGACCCUAAUACGGAUACUUCUGCAAACUCGGAAGCCGCUCGGAUGUACAGCGAAAGCAAGCGUGAGUACGACAGAAGAGUGCGUGAUGUUGUUGAGGAAAGCUGGACUUCUGACUAGUAGUUUGUUAGUUGUUAUCUUUGUAACUCUCUCCUACUCUCAUAAUGUCACCUUUAAGCAACAGCUUUCAUUCAUGUCUUUUGUGUUUCCAAAACUCUUAUAGUGAUUUGGACGCUUUGUAUAUAUGUAUUACGAUUGUUUUGGACAAAAUAAUAUUGGAGGGAUUUUAAAA
This is a messenger RNA of Raphanus sativus (radish), 522 nucleotides long. RefSeq names its product ubiquitin-conjugating enzyme E2 1-like. The coding region runs from base 24 to 350 and encodes 108 amino acids. Gene Ontology annotation, molecular function: ubiquitin conjugating enzyme activity. The transcript is spliced from 3 exons. Gene Ontology annotation, biological process: protein polyubiquitination; proteasome-mediated ubiquitin-dependent protein catabolic process; DNA repair. The record is from RefSeq and is a predicted model, not a curated record. Lineage: Eukaryota; Viridiplantae; Streptophyta; Magnoliopsida; Brassicales; Brassicaceae.